Molecule: messenger RNA, 2800 nt
Organism: Phyllostomus discolor (pale spear-nosed bat)
Lineage: Eukaryota; Metazoa; Chordata; Mammalia; Chiroptera; Phyllostomidae
Gene: SLC10A3
Product: solute carrier family 10 member 3
Exons: 3
Coding region: 1140-2567 (475 amino acids)
Biological process (GO): bile acid and bile salt transport
Cellular component (GO): membrane
Molecular function (GO): bile acid:sodium symporter activity
Source: RefSeq, a predicted model, not a curated record
GGGCCCGGCCCCCGAGGGCCGAGCUCGCCGUCGUCCGCCGGCGGGGCGGGCUCUAGCGCUGUCGCCGAGCUUCGGGGCUGUGGCGGCAGGUGAGAAAGGGCGGGCAGAAGGCUACUUCUGGCCCCGACCCGGCUCCACGCUCGCUCGCUCAGUCCAGGUAGCCGACCUGACAUGGAAGGACCGCCGCUCCCGAGUUCGUGAGGCCUGGCGCUGCUGCGGGACCUGGGAGUGGCGUGAGGGGUCCCCUCGCUGGGAUCCCGGUACCACCUGGGCGGGUCGCCGGCCUGUCAGCUGCGAGGUAGCAGCGCGAGCCCGGCAGCGGCGUUUCCCUCCUUCCGUCCUUCCCUCUCUCCCGGGUUUGCGCUUGAGCUCUGCUUGUUCCCAAGCCGACAACUUCUAGACUCCCAGCUAGGGAGAAGCCCUGGGUCAGCACUGCCAACUGCCCUAACAUAACACUCGGCCGGUGUGGAAAAAAGCUGCUAGCCCGGGGUUCUCUUCCCUGCCUUGGGGUACAUCUGCUCAAAUUCUUCCGGCCCUUCAAGCAGAAAUGGCGUGGGAUCUGGGCCAGAACCCUCUUGCAGUGAGUCAAAUCUGCCCACCGUACUGGAAGGACAGAAUAAAUGGUCCUUAGCCUCCUCUCCUUUCUGAACUGAUUCUCGCCACCCCUGUGGUUUCAGUCUCGUGUGCCUUCAUCUUUUCCUUGUGAUUCCCUUCCACCUUGCUCCUCAUAUACUCCCUCUGGUUUUCCUGCCUCCCUCUUCAGCUGUGGGACGCAAGGCUGGACCAAAACCUCCAGGGCUUGUCUCCUUGCCAUCCCUGCACAAACUUCCAGAGAGUUCAUCCUAGUUGUAGCACCACUGCAGACCCUCUGUAGCUGUGUCUUGAAGCCAGUGGAGGUCAGGCUUGUGGUGACAGGAUUGAGGGUGGCUCUUCCAAAUCCCUUCAUAUCAGGACACCUCCUCAGGGUCACGGUGCUGGAGCAAGCCCAAGGAAAUAAGCAGGAAGAGCUCUGCCACCAAGGAAAGCAGCACAGGGCCAGGCCUCUCCCAUGGACCCUUCUCAGGACAACCCAAAGGCACCAGUGAGGCUGUUCUCCUAAGCCACAGAGGGCCUGGGAACACCAUCCUCCGGGAGGAGCCAUGGUGUUUAGAAGGGGCAGCUCCCAGCUGUGGUGUGGACCAGGAAGGGGUAGCGGUUGCACAGGCACCCUAGGCAAGCUCAGGGCUGCCCUGCUGCUUGUCAGCCUGCUGUGGGGGGCCCAGGGAACAGCCAGCACCAACCUCAGCACAGCUCUGGGCCAUCCUGGGCCACUGCCAGGGGGCCGCUACUUGAGCAUUGGGGAUGGCUCUGUGGUGGAGUUUGAGUUCCCAGAGAAUAGUGAGGGCAUCAUCGUGAUCUCAAGCCAGUACCAAGGCCUGAGCAAUGGGUCAGGGCCCAGUCCCACCCUGAGAGUUACCUCCUUGGACACAGAGGUGCUGAUCAUCCAGAAUGUGAGUGCCAUAACCUGGGGCAUUGGGGGUAGCUUCGUGGUGAGCAUCCACUCAGGCCUGCCUGGGAUAGCCCCACUGCACAUCCAGCUUGUGGACCCCCAUGAGGGCCCACCCAUGCUGAUUGAGGAGCGAAGAGAUUUCUGCAUUAAGGUCUCACCUGCCGAAGACACCCCCACCACCGCUGGCGCUGACCUCACUCACUUCUCAGAGAACCCCAUACUCUACUUGCUCCUGCCUCUUAUCUUUGUCAACAAGUGUUCAUUCGGGUGCAAAGUGGAGCUCCAGGUUCUGAAGGGGUUCCUGCAGAGCCCCCAGCCCAUGCUGCUGGGCCUGCUGGGCCAGUUUCUGGUCAUGCCCUUCUAUGCUUUCCUGAUGGCCAAGGUCUUCAUGCUGCCAAAGGCCCUGGCUCUGGGCCUCAUCAUCACCUGCUCGUCACCUGGUGGUGGAGGGAGCUACCUCUUCAGUCUCCUCCUUGGAGGGGAUGUCACCCUGGCCAUCUCCAUGACUUUCAUCUCCACAGUGGCUGCCACUGGUUUCCUGCCACUGUCCUCAGCUAUCUACAGCCACCUGCUCAGCAUCCACGAAACACUCCACGUGCCCAUCUCCAAGAUCCUGGGGAGCCUGCUCUUUAUCGCCAUCCCCAUCAUAGUAGGUGUGUUGAUCAAGUCCAAGCUCCCCAAGCUCUCUCAGCUGCUGCUGCAGGUCAUUAAGCCCUUCAGCUUUGUACUGCUCCUGGGUGGCCUCUUCCUGGCCUACCGCAUGGGGAUCUUCAUCCUGGCAGGCGUCAGGCUGCCCAUUGUGCUGGUGGGCCUCACUGUGCCCCUGGUUGGCCUCCUGGUGGGCUACUGCCUGGCCACAUGCCUGAAGCUGCCAGUGGCCCAGCGGCGGACAGUCAGCAUUGAGGUAGGGGUGCAGAACAGCCUGCUGGCCUUGGCCAUGCUGCAGCUGUCCCUCCGCCGCCUUCAAGCCGACUAUGCUUCUCAGGCCCCCUUCCUUGUGGCACUGAGUGGCACCUCAGAGAUGCUGGCCUUGGUUAUUGGCCACUCCAUCUAUAGCAGCCUGUGCCCAGGUCCCUGAGGCCCCUGGGUCAAGCAUUUGCCACUCCUCGCCCCCACCCUACACCCACUGUCCCCACGGUUCUUGUGUACCAAAGGCCUUUAGUUCUCAUGCACUAUGCACUCAGAAAAAUCCAGGCUUAUUUUUGUUACUGGUUUUUUAUUCUCCAGCUUUCAGUGCCAAAGAGGCCGUGCUGAGUUGGGUAUGUGGGCACUGCCCAGAAAAUAUAUUUCAAUAAAAGAGAAGCAAACUUG